This is a messenger RNA of Entelurus aequoreus (snake pipefish), 5642 nucleotides long. RefSeq names its product NAD(P) transhydrogenase, mitochondrial-like. NCBI's taxonomy places the organism in Eukaryota, Metazoa, Chordata, Actinopteri, Syngnathiformes, Syngnathidae. Gene Ontology annotation, cellular component: mitochondrial inner membrane. The transcript is spliced from 22 exons. Bases 182 to 3394 code for a protein of 1070 amino acids. Gene Ontology annotation, molecular function: NADP binding; NAD binding. The record is from RefSeq and is a predicted model, not a curated record. Gene Ontology annotation, biological process: NADPH regeneration; proton transmembrane transport.
GGAAGGUCGUUACGUGUGCGUGUGCGUGUGCUGUACGUGCAAGCAGGUGCCUGAAUGGUGUGGCAGCAAGUUGCACGGCUGACCCUGCUCUUGAGAGAAAGUGAGAGAAAGUUGAACUUUUAACCCUGGUCCUCCUUCGUGGAAACCCUAAAAGGAGUCUCAGGGCGGACGCUGCGUGGCCAUGUCGACCCUCCUGCACUGCAUCUCUUGCUCUUCUCUCACUUUGCUCCAACAAGGUGUCCGUCAGACGUUACCAGCAAGGAGGAAUUUCCGGACUUUCCCUGUGCUAUGGGACCAAAACAUCUCUAAAGGUGUGCUCUACAAGGAAUUAGUGGUUGGCGUACCCAAGGAGACGUUUCAGAAUGAGCGCCGUGUAGCGUUAUCGCCUGCUGGCGUCCAAGCGCUGGUCAAACAAGGCUUCAGAGUACAAGUUGAGAGUGGAGCUGGCGAGGAAUCAAAGUUCUCUGACCAGCAGUACAAAGAAGCAGGCGCCAGCAUCACUGAUGUCAAAGGAGCCCUUGGAUCAGACUUGGUCCUCAAGGUCCGGGCCCCCAGUUUGACAGAGGUCGACCUCCUAAAGACAAUGUCCACUCUGGUGAGCUUCGUCUAUCCGGCUCAGAAUCCAGAGCUGCUGAAGAAGCUGUCGGAGAGGAAAAGCACAGUGUUAGCCAUGGAUCAAGUGCCCAGAGUCACCAUCGCUCAAGGCUACGACGCUCUCAGCUCCAUGGCCAACAUCGCUGGGUACAAAGCUGUGGUUCUGGCUGCCAACCACUUUGGUCGGUUCUUUACUGGUCAGAUCACUGCUGCAGGAAAAGUACCACCAGCUAAGGUCCUUGUCAUUGGAGGAGGUGUGGCUGGUUUAGCAGCAGCAGGAGCAGCCAAAUCCAUGGGAGCAAUAGUGCGAGGAUUUGACACUCGACCAGCAGCUCUGGAACAAUUCAAGUCCUUCGGGGCAGAGCCUUUAGAAGUGCAAAUCGAAGAGUCUGGCGAGGGAGUCGGAGGCUACGCCAAAGAAAUGUCCAAAGAGUUUAUUGAGGCGGAGAUGGCGCUAUUCGCCAAGCAGUGCAAAGACGUCGACAUUCUCAUCAGCACUGCCCUAAUUCCAGGAAAGAGGGCUCCCAUUCUGAUUAAGAAGGAAUUUGUGGAGUCCAUGAAGGACGGUUCUGUGGUAGUGGAUCUGGCUGCAGAGGCUGGGGGAAACAUUGAGACCACACAUCCUGGAGAGCUUUACGUUCACAAGAACGUCACCCAUAUCGGCUACACGGACCUGCCCAGCCGCAUGGCCACCCAAGCCAGCACCCUCUACUCCAACAAUGUACUGAAGCUGCUGAAAGCCAUUAGCCCUGACAAAGAAUACUUCCACUACGAGCCCAAAGAAGAUUUUGACUAUGGAACAAUGGAUCACGUCAUCCGCGGGACGCUCGUGAUGAAGGAUGGCCAGAAUAUGUUCCCGGCUCCCCUCCCCAAGACUGUUCCACCACCACUGAAACAGAAAUCGGUUGCCCAAUUGAAAGCUGAGAAAGGGGCUGCAAUUUCUCCUUUCCAACGCACCUUGACUUCUGCUGGCAUUUACACUACAGGUCUAUCCACAUGUCUGGCUCUUGGGCUCAUUUCCCCCAACGCAGCCUUUACACAAAUGGUGACAACCUUUGGCCUGGCUGGGAUUGUGGGAUAUCACACUGUGUGGGGCGUGACCCCCGCCUUGCACUCGCCUUUGAUGUCCGUCACCAACGCCAUCUCAGGUCUGACAGCAGUAGGAGGUCUGGUUCUGAUGGGAGGAGGUCUUACACCUUCCAGCUUGCCUGAGAGUCUCGCCUUGGCUGCUGCCUUUAUUUCCUCCAUCAACAUUGCCGGUGGUUUUCUGAUCACCCAGCGGAUGUUGGACAUGUUCAAGCGUCCCACUGACCCCCCUGAGUACAACUACCUGUACUUGCUGCCCGGGGCUGCGUUUGUUGGGGGAUAUGGUGCUUCUCUAGCAGCUGGAUACAACAUUGAACAGAUGAUGUACUUGGGCUCAGGCCUGUGCUGUGUCGGUGCGCUGGCAGGCCUUUCGGCUCAGGGCACUAGUCGCCUGGGUAACUCAUUGGGCAUGAUGGGAGUAGCAGGGGGCAUCGCCGCCACCUUAGGUGCCCUCAAGCCUUCGCCGGAACUGUUGUCACAGAUGUCAUUAGCCAUGGCCACUGGAGGAACUCUGGGUCUAACCAUCGCCAAGCGCAUUGAAAUCGCAGACUUGCCACAGCUGGUGGCAGCGUUUCACAGCCUUGUGGGGCUGGCGGCGGUUCUCACCUGCGUCGCUGAGUACAUGAUUGAGUUCCCCCACCUCGACGCUCACCCGGCUGCUGGUGUGCUUAAGACUGUGGCGUAUUUGGGCACUUACAUCGGGGGCGUCACCUUCAGCGGAUCGCUGGUGGCCUACGGCAAGCUACAAGGGCUCCUGAACUCUGCUCCUUUACUAUUGCCGGGACGUCACAUGUUGAAUGCCGGUCUGAUGGCGGCUUCGAUUGGCGGCAUGGUGCCCUUCAUGCUCAGCUCGAGCUACAACACUGGACUGGGAUGUCUAUUGGGAGUGUCUGGCCUGUCAACUGUCAUGGGUGUAACCCUGACAGCAGCCAUUGGAGGUGCAGACAUGCCAGUGGUCAUCACUGUUUUAAACAGCUACUCUGGCUGGGCACUAUGCGCUGAAGGUUUCCUGUUGGAAAACAACCUAAUGACCAUCGUUGGGGCUUUGAUCGGUUCCUCUGGUGCUAUCCUCUCCUACAUCAUGUGUGUGGCAAUGAACCGCUCACUGCCCAAUGUGAUCCUGGGUGGUUUUGGCACCACCUCCACAGCAGGUGGCAAACCCAUGGAGAUUGUUGGCACUCACACAGAGGUCAAUGUAGACCAGACCAUUGACAUAAUCAAGGAAGCCAAUAACAUCAUCAUCACGCCAGGUUGGGGGUUGUGUGCAGCAAAAGCUCAGUACCCGAUUGCAGACAUGGUGAAGAUGUUAAGGGAACAAGGCAAGACUGUCAGGUUUGGUAUCCAUCCAGUGGCGGGCCGUAUGCCAGGCCAGCUGAACGUCCUCUUGGCUGAGGCAGGUGUUCCGUAUGAUGUGGUUUUAGAGAUGGAUGAGAUCAAUGAAGACUUUCGAGAGACGGACCUGACAAUGGUCAUCGGUGCCAACGACACUGUUAACUCUGCUGCUCAAGAGGAUCCAAACUCGAUCAUUGCUGGUAUGCCCGUCCUGGAGGUGUGGAAGUCCAAACAGGUGGUUGUGAUGAAGCGGACCUUGGGUGUGGGGUACGCUGCAGUAGAUAACCCCAUUUUCUACAAGCCUAACACUUCAAUGUUGCUGGGUGAUGCUAAGAAGACAUGUGACAGCCUCCAAGCAAAGAUUAGAGAGGUCUACUACUAGGUGCCCUCACCAGCUGACUACAUGUUGCUCCUUAGUUUAAAUGGUUGUUUCCAACCCCAGUUUUGGCACCUAAGUAUCAGUCUAUGAAUUGCAAUGGAUAAUGUUAAGCUCUACAAAAGUAGAUUCCAGUUAAAGGGGCUGUUUCCAAUAUUUACAGAUACAUAGAGGGCGCUAACUUUCCAAUGUUUUAAGCAUUAUACUUGCCCUCUUACAGCUUUUAGCAUGUAAUGACAUGUGCGUAACACGUCCACGCAGAUUAGCUUUGUGUGUUGUUGUCUAAGGAUAGCAAUUUGGAUAGCCAAUUUUAGCUAUCAUUAAAUGUAUAGUCUACUGUAACAACAUGAGUACAAAUUGUUAGUUGCUUCUCUGGUACUAAUUUUGUGUAUAUGCUGCCUGCAUGUACAUGUGCAACCACAUUCAGACAGAUGAGAAAUUUCCUUCAGUAUAAUUAGUAAUUGUAAAAUGUAUGGACACUUUUUUUUUUUAAAUCGAUAUUUACUGUUAAAGGGGAACUGCAUUUUUUUUUUUUGCCAAUUGUUCACAAUCAUUAUGAGAGACAAGAAUACAGACGUAUUUUUUUAUUUUAACUCGUAAAUAAUAGUCUACUUACAACGGAAUCAAUGGGAGGUCCUCUAGUUCGCCCAUAAAGCCCUCUAAAUAACUACCCAGCAAUACUCCAUUUACAUUUUUGUGACCUGAAUAUUAACCAAGUAUUAGUGAUUUUGUUAUUAGAAGCGCUAAUGCAGACAAACUCUUUAUAGCUGCGACGGGAUCACAGAGAGGUAACUAGCUUGUGCUGCUGUAUUGACAUCGGAUAGUGAGCUGCUUUUGUCACCUCAGAACUCGUGAAAGUUUAUUUUAAACCAGAGAUAAUAUAAUGUCUCUCACAGAGAUCGAAGGAAGAGGACAUACCGUAUUUCCUUGAAUAGCCGCAGGGGCGCUAAUUAAUUUAAAACCUCUUCUCACUCCUGCGGUUACCAAAACCAUGCGGAAUGAGCAAGCAUGCUCUAAUUAUUUUAAAACCUCUUCUCACUCCGGCGCAUACCUUAUCAUUAAAAACACAUUUAAUAAAAAAAACGUUAUUAUGAUCUUACCUUUACUUGUAGAUGGGUCCAUGUGCAGCUGCUUCUGAUCAAAGGCAGUCUUUCUCAUCUUUCUUCAAUUUUAAAAGUCUCUGGAGAUAUUCCUUUAAUUAUUACCUCCUGCUUCGAUUGAAAGUCCAGUUUAGAAAACGGUUUUAUUUUAGAUAUGUAAUCCUCCAUGUUAAAAGUGCAAGCAAACAAUUGCUGCAUGCUUGCUGCUUGUUGUCUUCUUCUGCAGUACCUGUCUCCUGCAGUACUGGUAGUCGCAAGAAGGAUCACUAGCGCCCUCUACCACCUGGAGGCGGGAGUCAUUUAAUGACUCAUAUUUGACCCGGCGGAAGUGCCAAGCAUGCGCUAAUUAUUUUGCGAAACGAGUUUGACCCGGCUGUAAUUCUAGGCAGGCGAAUACUAUAUUCCCGGCGCCAAUUCAAGGAAAUACGGUAAUCUGAAAAGUUGGUCAACUUUGGCAUCCAAUUUAGACUCGGAAAUGGUGAGAAAAACAAGAAAAGAUGCUUGGUUCCACCCCUGAGUCAUUCUUCAUCUUAACGGGAAUAUAUGAACAUCCUAGCAAGCGGCAUCCCAGUGAGAGCAGACCUUGUACAGUAAGUGAUGUUUUAUUAUGUUUGUUGGCUCUCAUGAAGUCUGCAGUGAGUAAAAAUCAAGAGAUGUCGAAGAAAAAAAACUGACGUUGUAUUUUUAAAGUAAUUGCGCCGCCGUAUGCUUAAAUUAAGCAAAAUACGUAAAAUAUUACGUAAUUGUGAAUGUGCCUGUUACUACAUUCCACAUAUACUUACAUCAUGUAUAUAAAACCUUAAUGGAGGUGUUAGGAUGUAUUCUAAGGGCUUUAUAGGCAGAAUAGAGCGACUUCCAUGGGCACCAUUGUAAGCAGACUUUUGUUUGCAUUUAUUAACGACUUAAAAUGCAUUGGAAAAAAAGAAAAACUUGUGUGCUUGUCUGACAUAAGGAUUGUGAAUGAUAGGCAAAAUUCCCCAAAAAGUGAAGUUCCCCUUUAAACCAUCAUGACAACAUAAGCUAGCUGGUAGUGUUAUGUUUUUAGGUUUGAAAAAUGGAACUUUGAGCAAGUUGCAAACAGCCUCUUUAACAAAAGAAAGAAUGGAUGUAGAGCAUUAUGUCAUGUGUACUGGUUUGUAAAUAAAAUAUAUUUA